GCACCAAACCAAACCAAACCAAACCAAGCGCAAGAUGUGUGUGAGUCUGCCUUGAGGGAACGGCACAGGAAAAGCAAAUUCUGUGAAUACAUAUUUAUGAUUGAAAGAUAUUCCAAACAACAAAAGGGGACCACAGUAAGUGGAUGUCAAUAAGAAAAGCAAUUAGCAAGAACUCGUUUCACAAAGAGAAACCGUCAAUCGUUUGUUACGAUCCGUAAGAGUAGAAUUUGAGCGUAGAACAAGCAGGUCCAGCUGUUAUGGACAUGGUGAUCACGAAUUUGCAACAACAACGUCAACUGACGGAGCAGUUGCGCCGGGAGGCUGCUUUAAAGCGAAUCACGGUGAGCAAAGCUGUCGAGGACAUCAUGAAGUACAUCACCGAGCACGAGCAAGAAGAUUGUCUGUUGGUUGGUUUUUCGUCGCAAAAGUCCAAUCCCUUUCGUGAAAAAAGCACAUGUAUCGUACUUUAAGCCUUCUUGCUUGCAAUGAGAAUGUGGGAGAAAUGUUGGAAAGAGUGUCAUUUUAGACUGCCUGGUUACGAGAACAAGGAUAUUCAUAGUUGUAUAGGAUUUAUUAUUAAUAAGUAAAUUAUUUUAUGAUACUUUUAAGAUUGUCAGAGAAGUGUGUAAAAUCUAGUUUCAUAUCUUAAUCUUUGCUAUAUAUAUUUAUAAUACAUUUUAUAUCAAAUUUAAGAAUCUGUAUAACAAUUUAUGGAACUUUCAGAAUCUCUUAUUGAGCAAAAUUUUCAUAUAUAUAAUUCUAAUUCUCUGAUGGCCUACUUGAAACUAAUGUGAUUGUAACAAUAGAUUUGAACACAGAUAAUAUAUAUUAUAUACGUGCAUACACUCAUGAUUAAAAGAAAAUACUUAAAGGCAAUUUAAUUUGUACGUAAUUGUCAAGUUACAUUCUUUAUCUUUCAAAAACUAUUUUGCAAUGGGUAAAAGAAAAUAUUAUUUGACACUUAUUUGAAAUUAAUUUGGAUAAUAUAGUUUUUAUUUUAUGCAAUAGUUUUAAGCAUAAGAAAAUAAGAUAUUAUCUGUGUUUAAUUCUUUAUAUAGUAAGUCAGUUCUAAUGCCUUCUCAGUGCCUUUAUACUGUUAUCCAAGUGCCUACAUUGAAAUUUAAACUAAAUACAAUAGAGAAAAAGAGUGUAAAUAAUGUUAAGCCUUACAAAUGUUAUAGAAACAUACUUCAAAGAAACAGGAAUUUUUUUUAACAUAAAACUAUAGAUCUGUAUUUUAUCAAAAAAUAUGA
Messenger RNA from Pseudomyrmex gracilis, 1253 nucleotides. It is a transcript of the gene Ggamma1, whose product is annotated as guanine nucleotide-binding protein subunit gamma-1. Gene Ontology annotation, biological process: G protein-coupled receptor signaling pathway. The coding region runs from base 258 to 470 and encodes 70 amino acids. Gene Ontology annotation, molecular function: G-protein beta-subunit binding. Gene Ontology annotation, cellular component: heterotrimeric G-protein complex. The record is from RefSeq and is a predicted model, not a curated record. The transcript is spliced from 2 exons. NCBI's taxonomy places the organism in Eukaryota, Metazoa, Arthropoda, Insecta, Hymenoptera, Formicidae.